AUGAAGUCCCCAGACCCACCCGAGCCCCCCGAGGAGCCAUCAGACAAACAAGGGUCUGAAGCGGGAGGGCUUCAAGGUGAGACGGAGCGGCACGUGAGCUUCACGUCCGAACCUGCGGUCGUUCUGUAUCGGCCAGAAGUUGGCGGCUUGCAGGGCCCCGAGUUGCAGACCGAGGCCGAAGGGCAGACCGAGGCCGAAGGGGAUUGUGACAAGGUGGAGCUGACGGUCCCAUCCCAAUGCCGGCCGGGGGAUGUGCUGACCGUACGCACCUACGGUUCAGCGAUGGAGUUGACAGUGCCCGAGGGCUGCAGGCCGGGUGACGUCCUGGAGGUGAAUUUGCCAAGGGAAGGGGAAGGGAGCCUGGCGGAGGGGAGCCCCGAGGGGAGUCCGGAGGAGAGUCCCGAGCAGAGCCUGGAGGAGGAGGAGCCGCCCGCACCGGUCCUUCUUGCACUGCUCGAUGGCAAGGCUGAGGAAGAGCCGGUCUUCCUGGCUGAGAGCAGCGCCGAGCAGGCCCAGCAGGCUGAAGAUGCCAAGGCAGGCGAGGGAAAAACCACUUCUGAGGAACCAGAAGCCGAGCUUUCCCAGGCUCCAACCGAGCUGCCAAGCGAGCCUGAAGUGGAAGAGCGCCCAGAACUGCAGCCUGAGCCAGAGCUCAUGGAAGCGACACCUGAAUCCUGUCAGUCAGUGCCGGAUCAAGAAACAGAAGCCUUGUCAGCAAAAGUGACAGAGCUUGAGGCUCGCAACGCAGAGCUGCAGGAAACCAUAUUCAAACUGGAGCGCGAGAAGAAGUUCCUGUCGAGCUCGCUUACAGCUUCAUUGACUACAUCCUACGCAAAAAGCCAGGUCUACCUGGGCAAGCACACAAAAGAUGAGGCCAGAAGGCGCGGGCAACAAGCAAGCGAACGGAAGCAGGCAUAUGUCCAGACGGAGCCAGCCCGUCCAGCUUGGGGAGGCAUUCAGGCCAUGGGAAACAUGGAUUUGGCACCGAGCGCGCCGACAUUGCCAGAGCUGCCGCCGACUUUGCCGAAUGCGAGAGCACCACACCUGGAGGACUGGGAGAAAGAUGAUGCGAGCAUUGCAACUUUAAAGCUGGCAGUGUUGACCCUCAAGCAGCAGAAGGAGGACUUGCGCCAAAAGCUUGCUGCAACGCAAAAAGAAAAGAUUAGGCUGGAACUUCAGGAACGAAAUUCUGUUCAGCUUGAAGCCUAUGCGCACGCCUUGCUAUCCCUGAAGACGGAGAAUGCAGAGCUCAGGGAGAUAGCUUUGCAGGUGCUGAGGGGGAAGGAUGCGAGUCCGAAGGAACACAAGGUGCAGGUGCCGGGAGUCGCCGUCAAGGCCCGCAACAAGAUUUCCCAGAGCAGGCAAGAUCCGCUGGAUGUGUUUUUUUGUCACUAUGAUCUGUGGCCAGUCGCUGAGAGGCCAAAGUCUGCGGAAGCUGCUUGCUCCCCAGCUUUGGAGGAGACUUAG
Symbiodinium necroappetens is the source of this 1467-nucleotide messenger RNA. NCBI's taxonomy places the organism in Eukaryota, Dinophyceae, Suessiales, Symbiodiniaceae. The record is from the annotation of a GenBank genome assembly.